This is a messenger RNA of Wasmannia auropunctata (little fire ant), 5766 nucleotides long. It is a transcript of the gene Sec71, whose product is annotated as brefeldin A-inhibited guanine nucleotide-exchange protein 1. NCBI's taxonomy places the organism in Eukaryota, Metazoa, Arthropoda, Insecta, Hymenoptera, Formicidae. The coding region runs from base 411 to 5498 and encodes 1695 amino acids. The record is from RefSeq and is a predicted model, not a curated record. Gene Ontology annotation, molecular function: guanyl-nucleotide exchange factor activity. The transcript has 13 exons. Gene Ontology annotation, biological process: regulation of ARF protein signal transduction.
CAGUGAGUGAGAUAGUUCAUCUGCGGUUAUAAUCCGGUGAUUGUCAAAUGCGAGCAGAUGCGAGUAUCGGUUGAUAUCACUGAUAUCAGUCGUUGUUGGUCGUUGUCUAUUUCUGUUUGACUUCUAUUUGAAAUUUUCCGACGGGCGAUGCUAUAGAUCAAAUAGCAUUGUUCUCGAAAUCGCGAUUCGCGGUGCUGUUCUUGAAAGACCGUUUUGGAAAAAUUCGAUGUGAUUGUCGUUCUGUCAUUUAAAAAGGAUUGCGUAGUAAUAGAGAAGGUGGCGAAAGAUGUUAGCCAGCAGCCAGCCGCAACGUAGCCACAUGUUUUGCCGUUCGCUAGCCUACCCCAAUGUUGACACAUUGAAGAACGAUCACUGAACGAGUGGAUCUCGAGCUGCCUUGUGGGGUGACGAUGCAAAAUAAUUCCAAGACCAGAGAGAUGUUUAUCGUCCGAGCUUUGGAAAAAAUACUGGCCGAUCGAGAUGUCAAGAGAUCGCACCUCUCGCAGCUCAGGAAGUCCUGCGAGUCUGCGCUCGAGGAUCUUCGCAACGAGAUUAAAGAUGUACCAGCUGCGCAGGGUGAAGAGGUAACCUCGAAUGCCCUUCCACAGCCCAAGAGCGACUCAAAUGUCAUCACAGCUGAGAAGUACUUUUUGCCAUUUGAGUUAGCGUGCCAGAGCAAGUCACCGCGGAUUGUGGUGACAGCGCUGGACUGCCUGCAGAAGUUAAUUGCAUACGGCCAUCUUACCGGCAAUGUACCUGAUUCGACGGAGCCUAAUAAGCUGCUGAUUGUGCGCAUUGUCGAAACAAUUUGUGGCUGCUUUACAGGUCCACAGACUGAUGAGGGUGUGCAACUGCAGAUUAUUAAAGCCCUGUUGACUGUGAUGACAAGUCAGCAUGUGGAGGUGCACGAGGGCACAGUGCUGUUGACAAUUCGUACCGUUUACAAUGUUUACUUGGCAUCACGCAACUUAGUGAAUCAGACAACAGCCCGUGCAACUCUAACGCAGAUGAUCAAUGUGAUCUUUGCGCGAAUGGAAACUCAGGCAGAAGAAGAGAAUGUGAGAAUCGAUGGAGAGCAUCAACAGGAGGUUCCUGUCAUAGUGAAUGGCGAAGCUGAAACCGAGUUAAAUACAGAGAAUGCUUCUGGCAACGAUGUCGUUGAUCCUCAAAUAAUUGUCAAGAGUAUCCUUGACGAUGUAGUGAAAUCCGUGGUGCCAUUAGAAGAGGAAGUCAGUCUGGAGAACAACGGCAGUCCAGAGGACAAUGGUGAUGAGGCGGUCGCUGAGAAUGACAAUAUGGUAACUGCCAAAUUCACUCAUGUGCUGCAAAAGGAUGCGUUCCUGGUGUUUCGUGCUCUCUGCAAGCUCUCUAUGAAACCGCUGCCAGAUGGCACUCCCGACCCGAGAUCGCACGAGCUCCGUUCUAAAAUCUUGUCGCUUCAAUUGCUCUUGGGAAUCCUGCAGAAUGCCGGUCCGGUAUUGCGCUCCAACGAGAUGUUCGUUAUCGCCAUUAAACAGUACUUGUGCGUCGCGCUGUCGAAGAACGGCGUGUCUUCGGUGCCGGAGGUGUUUGAAUUGUCGUUGGCACUGUUCCUAGCGCUGCUCGCGCGUUUCAAGAUGCAUCUCAAGAUGCAGAUUGAGGUAUUUUUCAAGGAAAUCUUCAUGAACAUCCUUGAGACUUCCAGCAGCUCCUUCGAGCACAAGUGGAUGGUCAUACAUGCGCUUACGAGGAUCUGCGCGGACGCCCAGAGCGUCGUCGACAUCUAUGUUAACUACGAUUGUGAUCUUUCUGCAGCAAACCUCUUUGAAAGGCUUGUCAACGAUCUCUCUAAAAUCGCUCAAGGUCGUCAGGCUCUGGAGCUAGGUGCGUCGCCAAAUCAGGAAAAAUCCAUGCGUAUCCGUGGUCUCGAAUGUCUCGUGUCUAUUCUGAAGUGUAUGGUGGAAUGGAGUCGGGAUCUCUAUGUGAAUCCCAGUGUGCCAGCGGACCAGCAACCGUUGUCAGAUCCAUCGGAUACAGCGCCUGAAACUCCGUUGCCGCGUUAUGGCAGCGCCGGUAGCCUCUCGUCGGCCAAUUCCAGUUUGACCGGCAACAAGGAGGUCCCGGACUCGCCUGAACAAUAUGAAGUGCAGAAGCAACAGAAGGAGGUUUGGGAGACCGGCAUCGAGAUCUUCAGUCGGAAGCCUGGUAAGGGCGUACAGUACUUGCAGGAGCAAGGGCUGCUCGGUAGUUCGCCGGAGGACGUGGCUAGGUGGCUUCACCUGGACGAGCGGCUCGAUAAAACUGCUAUUGGGGACUUUUUGGGCGACCAUAAUCAUAACCAAGUAAUGUACCAUUACAUUGAUCAGAUGAACUUCGCCGAACGCGAUCUAGUAACUGCACUCAGGUAUUUCCUGGAAGGUUUUCGGUUGCCCGGUGAGGCACAGAAGAUCGAUCGGCUGAUGGAAAAGUUUGCUAGUCGUUAUUGCGAAUGUAACCCUAACAAUGGCCUGUUUACAAGUGCGGAUACAGCUUACGUUCUCGGCUUUUCAAUCAUAAUGUUAACCACUGAUUUGCACUCGCCGCAGGUUAAGAAUAAAAUGACCAAAGAACAAUACAUUAGGCUUAAUCGGCGUAUCAGCGACAACGAGGAUCUUCCUGAGGAAUACCUUUCUAGGAUCUAUGACGAAAUCGCCGGUAACGAGAUUAAGAUGAAGUCGAAUCCUAAUAAUAGCCGACUUGCUGGCAAACAGCUGAUUUCUAGUGAGAAGAAACGACGGUUGUUAUGGAAUAUGGAAAUGGAAGUAAUUUCUACAGCGGCUAAGAAUCUGAUGGAAUCUGUCAGUCAUGUUCAGGCACCAUUUACUACGGCGAAACAUCUGGAACACGUGCGGCCGAUGUUCAAAAUGGCCUGGACGCCAUUCCUCGCGGCCUUCAGCGUUGGACUUCAGGAUUGCGACGAUCCAGAGAUUGCGUCGCUCUGCUUGGACGGUAUCAGAUGUGCCAUUCGUAUCGCCUGCAUCUUUCAUAUGAGCCUAGAACGCGAUGCUUAUGUACAAGCUUUGGCGAGAUUCACUUUGUUGACGGCCAACUCCCCUAUUACCGAAAUGAAGGCGAAGAACAUCGAUACCAUCAAAACUCUCAUCACGGUGGCUCACACCGACGGCAAUUAUCUAGGCAGUUCGUGGCUCGACGUCGUCAAGUGCAUCUCUCAGCUGGAGUUGGCGCAACUGAUAGGCACUGGAGUGCGGCCACAAUUGUUGGGCCCACCAUCAAAACCGCACUUUCCUUCGCCGUUAGCGAACUUUGGCAAUCUCGCGCACUCCACCAACUCGCACCAGACCAACAAUCUCAAUUUGAGCUCGUUGGAUCCUAGCGUGAAGGAAUCCAUCGGUGAAACCAGUUCGCAGAGCGUCGUCGUAGCCGUUGAUCGCAUCUUCACCGGCUCGACGAGACUGGAUGGUGAUGCCAUUGUCGAAUUUGUCAAAGCUCUCUGCCAGGUAUCCCUUGAGGAACUGGCACAUCCCACGCAACCGCGCAUGUUUUCUCUUACGAAGAUCGUCGAGAUCUCAUACUAUAACAUGGGUCGUAUUAGGCUGCAAUGGUCCAGGAUCUGGCAGGUCCUUGGUGAUCACUUUGACAGAGUGGGAUGCAGUCCUCGGCAGGAUAUCGCGUUUUUCGCGGUGGAUUCUCUGAGACAGCUAGCUACCAAGUUUAUCGAAAAGGGCGAGUUUGCCAACUUCAGAUUCCAAAAAGACUUUCUCAGGCCAUUUGAGCACAUUAUGAAGAAGAACAGAUCGCCUGUGAUUAGAGAUAUGGUUGUGAGAUGCGUGGCGCAGAUUGUUCACUCGCAAGCGCCGAAUAUUAGAUCCGGUUGGAAGAACAUUUUCAGCGUUUUCCACCACGCGGCCAGCGAUCGUGAUGAAUCUGUUGUUGAAUUGGCCUUUUCCAUGACCGGCAAGAUUAUUAACGAGCUGUAUGCAGAGGACUUCAGUAUCAUGGUGGAUUCUUUCCAAGACGCCGUCAAAUGUCUGAGCGAAUUCGCGUGCAACGCGUCUUUUCCAGACACCAGCAUGGAGGCAAUUCGAUUAAUACGUUCUUGCGCUUCUUAUAUUGAUGCGAAUCCUAAUCUGUUUGCCGAGGGUAUGAUGGACGACAGCGGAAUGGUCUCCGAGGAAGAUCGAGCCUGGGUGAGAGGAUGGUUCCCACUGUUGUUCGAAUUAUCCUGCGUUGUGAGUAGGUGUAAGUUGGACGUUAGGACGCGCGCGCUGACAGUACUCUUCGACGUCGUCAAAACUCACGGUGCAUCCUUCAAGCCUCAUUGGUGGAAAGAUCUCUUCCAAGUCCUUUUCAGGAUCUUUGACAACAUGAAGCUGCCCGAGCAGCAUACUGAGAAAGCUGAGUGGAUGACAACAACGUGCAAUCACGCGCUAUAUGCUAUCGUGGAUGUGUUUUCGCAGUUUUAUGACACCCUGGGCCCCUUGUUGCUAGAGCAGCUCUACUUCCAGCUUCUCUGGUGUGUUCAGCAGGAUAAUGAACAGUUGGCACGAUCGGGCACGAAUUGCCUGGAAAAUCUGGUCAUCAGUAACGGCAUCAAGUUCGACGAACAAACUUGGGAGAAGACUUGUCAAUGCGUUUUGGACAUUUUCGAAAGCACUCUACCGUCCGCGCUGCUCACAUGGAAACCACACUCGUCGAACAAGGAGUCGGAUCUUGAUGUGAUUACCGGCGAGUCCGACGGUCUUCAUGCCGGUAUCCUGAAGAGGAGCAAUAGCGCGCAAAGCUUGAACACCGAGACCAUGCCGAAGGCGAAGCUUUUCUCCGCGUUACAAAUCAAAUGCGUGGUCCAGCUUGAAUUAAUACAAACCAUCGACAAUAUUGUUUUUUACCCAGCAACGUCGCGCAAGGAAGAUCAGGAGAAUCUGGCGCUUGCGCAGGCCGACAUGCUGAACGGCAAGUCGUCGGAGCUUGUAAAGGCCGGCGCUGAUCAGCAAAAGGAGGAACAGGGCAUGUAUUGCGCCCUGACAACGAAUCAUCUCCUGCAGCUGGUGGAAUGCCUGCUGCGGUCGCACCGCUUCGCCAAGAGCUUCAAUUCGAACCACGAGCAACGCAACGUGCUGUGGAAGGCCAGCUUUCGAGGUAACAUGAAGCCGAAUCUGUUGAAGCAGGAGACGCAGUCGCUCGCUUGCGCGCUGCGUAUUCUCUUCAAGAUGUACAGCGACGAGGCGCAUCGCGCGGACUGGUCCAAGGUCGAGACGCGACUGGUCGAGGUGGCGUGCGAAGCCCUCGAGUAUUUCCUGUCGCUCGCUAAUGAGGCCCACCGCGACGCCUGGACCCCGAUUCUGUUGCUGCUGCUCACCCGAAUCCUAAAGAUGAGCGAUCAUCGCUUCGCAGUUCACGCUUCCACCUGCUAUCCCUCCCUCUGCGAGGUCAUGUGCUUCGAUCUCAAGCCCGAGCUCAGGUCGGUGCUGCGCAGAUUUUUCCUCAGAAUUGGACCAGUCUUCAGAAUCACGCAGCAAUAGUGAUGGGUCACCUGACAGGUAUUCAGAAUCGUCUCGAACGGGGUCGAAUGAUUGGCCGCAACAUUAUUCGCAAAAAGAGACGGAUGUUACGUGUGUGUACCCAUUUUCAUUCCGGCGAUAAAAUUGUAAUUAAAUGUAAAGCGCGGUUAGAUACUUUGACCCGUAUUAAAUUAUUUAUAUACGAUCCGACGACUUUCACGUAAAUAAAUUUGUACACAUCGAAUUUUCUUAGCAUGUCCGCGUUAUAUUUUACAUUCACAUCGACGCA